CAUUUUUCUCUCUUCAUCAUCAUCUUCAUCUUCGUCAAUCUCAAUACCCUUUUCUCUGUGUAUCGAUACAUAUAUAGAUACAUAUAUAUAUAUAUAGAGAGAGAGAGGGAUCAAAAAUGGAGAAUCCUGAUGAUAAUAAUCCCCAUGGCCUGAGCUCGGAGGAAUACACAGAGCUGGAGCCACUCAUCGCCACGUACCACAACUUCGAAUCUCAACCGAACACGUGUACGUCGGUGAUCACCCAACGUAUCGAGGCUCCGGCGAGCGUGGUGUGGGCUCUGGUGCGGCGGUUCGACAACCCUCAGAGAUACAAGCACUUCAUCAAGAGCUGCAACAUGAAUGGCGACGGCGGCGUCGGGAGCAUGAGGGAGGUCACCGUCGUGUCGGGGCUGCCGGCGUCGACCAGCGUCGAGAGGCUGGAGAUUCUGGACGACGAGAAGCACGUGCUGAGCUUCAGCGUCGUUGGUGGAGAGCACCGCCUCAACAACUACCGGUCAGUCACUUCCGUCAAUGAGUUUCGGAAAAACGACAGCGACGAGAGCCAAAACGACAACGGCGGUGUUUACACGGUGGUGAUAGAGUCUUACAUCGUGGACAUACCGGAGGGGAACACGACGGAGGACACGAAGAUGUUUGUCGACACCGUUGUGAAGUUGAACCUUCAGAAGCUUGCCGUGGUGGCUCUGCAUGGCGGCGACGGCGGCGAUGGCGAUGGCGGCCAUGACCUUUAGUAGUGUAAUGUAAAGUAAUCGAUUAAUCGUAAAACGGUGCGUUUUGAGUUUUUACUAUUUGUUAUUUUUGUAAUUCAUCAAUAUUCAAUAUUUAUUAUCACUACUCUACUACUA
Messenger RNA from Humulus lupulus (European hop), 845 nucleotides. Its product is annotated as abscisic acid receptor PYL2. The record is from RefSeq and is a predicted model, not a curated record. Gene Ontology annotation, biological process: abscisic acid-activated signaling pathway. NCBI's taxonomy places the organism in Eukaryota, Viridiplantae, Streptophyta, Magnoliopsida, Rosales, Cannabaceae. Gene Ontology annotation, molecular function: signaling receptor activity; protein phosphatase inhibitor activity; abscisic acid binding. Bases 117 to 731 code for a protein of 204 amino acids. The transcript has a single exon. Gene Ontology annotation, cellular component: cytoplasm; nucleus.